This is a messenger RNA of Blepharisma stoltei, 2064 nucleotides long. NCBI's taxonomy places the organism in Eukaryota, Ciliophora, Heterotrichea, Heterotrichida, Blepharismidae. The record is from the annotation of a GenBank genome assembly.
AUGUUUAUGUGUGAAGAUGGAUUGAAGGAUGCUUGGUUCAGCAAAAAUAUGCUUUUAGAGUUUCUACUGCCCUCAAUAGAAAAAAAAUUCCAAGAAGACACGAGAAGCUGCCUAAUUACUUAUAAAAGAUAUUCAUGAGCGUGCUUUAUUUUCUUAUCAAUCCUCUCAGCUAGUUUAUUAGACUUCUAUGAUGAAAGGGUAGGGCGGGCCAAUGAUCGUGUACUUUUGAUAUCUGCAUUUUACUGAAGUACAUUUGGUCGAAAAUUAGUUGAAACUUUUAAUAAUGAGGCAUUUGACCAAAAAAGACCAUUAAAUUUAGACCACAUGUCACACUAUUUUUAAAUUUUCGGACAAAUGGACACUAUUAAAAAAUACACUAUCAUUUAACAUAGAGUCGAAAGGGUAGCAAUCUCUGCUAUUUCACUGAUUCCUUUUUUCGGACUUACACAUAUCAAUAUUCACAUCAAGCGCUUAAUUGCUGAGUUCGCUUGCAUCCAGUUUCAUCUAAGAAACAUCGAAACAAGCAAUCUCUUAGAAAAUAUUGGUGCCCUCUUCCCUUGCUUUUGCUUUACAUUCCUCUGUAUAAAACAGUGAAAAUAUACUUUAUUUUAUAGUAUCUUUGAAGCAAUUAUUGUUUUUAUCUAUACAGGGCAAAAUCUGCGAGGGAUGAUUUUCACGUCUAUUUUUUAUACAGUUAUCAGCGUUAUUUUUGAAAAUGAUUGGUCAAGCAUAAAUCUCCCCAACCCCUUCAAUGUUUAAACUGUUUAUAAUAAAUAUUGGAGAUAUUUCACCUGCGCACAUGCUUGCUAAUAUAUUUAAUAAUUUGAGAGGUGUGGACUUCAUGCUUAGCCAAAUGAUUACAGAAAUAUUUGAAUACGAUACUCUUGCACUAAAAAACGAUGUGAUGAAUUUGAAAAUAUAACAGAGAACUCUCACUCUGCAGUUUAUAUAUUAAAUAAAGAAGGCGGCAUUUCGUAUUAUAAUAAAAAGGCUUUGGCAAUAGCUGAACAGAAUGGAAAACCUGAAAAUAUGCUUAAAUAUGGAAGAUUUCAAGACAUUUUUGAUGAUGAUCGUUCAUCUUGAGCAAAUAGCUUGAUUUUAAAUGCAUAUAAAGCAGAAGGCGAAGCAAGAGACGAGGAAUCUACGAUAUUUAAAAACCUUACAGAUUUUAAUUCAACAAAUGUUCAAAAUUCUGGAUUUAUCAUAAAAACUGACAUUGUGAAAUGAUAUGAUCAAGAAAAAAUAAGAAUCACUUUUAUUGAUGUCUCUAUAUGGUUCCUUAACAGAUUUCUUCUUAUAAAGAGCUAUAAAGACCUGCAGGCUUUAGCAGAAAAACUGCUAAAUAAAUUAAUAAAAUGCUAUGAAAAAGAACAGCCUUUGAGUUCAAAGUUUUUGGCGGAAUUUAAUUUGCUUAAAAAUGAAAUGAGGGGUCUACAUUUAUUUCAAAGCUAUUGUCUGAAAAGAAUAGAAUUUAAAAGUGAUUAUCUUGACUUUUUUAUCGAAGCCCACAAUGUCAUUGAAAUGCUCUUUCAAAAAGCUUCACAAAAAAGAAUAUCAAUUUCUCUAGCACGAGCAGAUAAUUAUCCAAAAAGUUCAUUUGGGGACAAAGCAUUUUAUUCCUGCAUCUUAAAUGCCUUGAUCAAUUUUUUGAUUGAAAAAGCAGAUGAUGAUUCUGAGCUGUCAAUCUCUAUUAUCCCUAAAAUGGUCGAUGAAAAUGAAUAUUUGCUUGAGCAUUAUUUUGAAUUUACUUCACAUUCUGCGUCACUAGAAGAAUUUGAAGAAAUUUUCCAAAUUAAACAAAAUACUGCUAAAAGAAAAAGCUGGAUCGACAUGAUGAAAAUCAUGAAAGAAAAUGGGACUUGUCUAUUUAUGUUUGACCCAUUAAUCUGUUUAUUAAGGGGAUACACUGAUUACAUGGUUAACCAAGAAGAUUGCAGUUGGCUUUUCAGCUUGUAUAUUCCGUUUAAAACUUCUGGGACUGAAGUGGAUGAUAAAAAAAUCGACAUAACUCAUCAGUGCGUCUCUGAAGGUGAAAAUUACUCCAAGUGGUAUAUUUAUGAAUAA